AUGGCGAGGGGCACAGGCCUGCUUCUGUCCGCCCUUGGGAGCGGGGAGGUUCCCGCAGAGCCGGGAGAGCGGCCGCCCCGCCGGCUGCGAAACGAAGCCAUUAACGCUGCUGUCACUGCAGCCAGCAAAACAUAUAAGGACUAUCCAUUUGGAUUUUUAAGAGUGAUUAUGUUAAAAUUUCUUGUAUGUAUAAACCAUAAAAAAAUCCAGGCCACUAAUAGAAACUGUGAAGUGACUGCUGAUGUGAGACAUGAUGGAUCUGAACCACUUGUAGAUGUUAUGUUUGCUGAUGGAGAGCGAUUGAUAAUGAAGGGAGCGAACCUAACGACAACAGAAAUGUUAACAGCAUUGGGGUCCAGAUGUAGCGCAAAAGAGCUUAAGGAAGAACAGAAAAGCAAGAAGAAAAGUCCCUGA
Messenger RNA from Cariama cristata (Red-legged seriema), 414 nucleotides. RefSeq names its product mitochondrial ribosomal protein L53 (gene MRPL53). The record is from RefSeq and is a predicted model, not a curated record. The transcript has 4 exons. Bases 1 to 414 code for a protein of 137 amino acids. Gene Ontology annotation, cellular component: mitochondrial large ribosomal subunit. NCBI's taxonomy places the organism in Eukaryota, Metazoa, Chordata, Aves, Cariamiformes, Cariamidae.